CACCCCCGCAAGAACGCCUCGCCCCUCCCAGAAAAGCGCCCUCGCGCUCGAGCGCAGGCGCAGUUGGCAGUACGGUGCCUCCGGAGGUGUGGGCGGGCCUGGCUAGUCGGUUGGCUUGUUUGUUUUGGCUGCUGGAGCUGUUGGGGGCCUGGCAGAGCGCGCAGAGGGGAGGAAGCGCAAUGGAGCCUCCAUGAGCAGCAGGCGCUAUCCACCUGCCGCCUCUGUCUUAAGGGGACUCGUCGGCUCCGCUUUCCUCUGCCUUGCGCGGACUAUGAGCCUACGAGGGGCUCCGGUUACUUGCCUGUCGGGGCCCUCGGGCGGCGCUGGAGGAGGCGGUGGCGGCGCUGGAGGAGGCGGUGGUGGUAUCUUCGGCGGCGGCACUUCCUCGUCCUCCUCGCCCCGACUCAGCCUGCCGUGGCUGCGGCUGCCUGAAGUGCCGGGCGCCGAGCCUUUCAAAGCCAAUGACGUACUACUGCUUCUGCCACCCUCUGGCCCUUUGCUGGAGCCGCCUCAGCAUCAUGUCGUCUAUUUCCCUGGGGACGUGCAGAACUAUCGUGAAAUCAUGGUUUGCCAUCCAGAAAAUUUCCAGUGGGAACAAUGGUGCUUAGAAAACAUAGCUGCUAUUCUUGGUCGUCAUUUCCCAGAGAGUUACAUUUGGGUUAUAAAAUGUUCCCGUAUGCAUUUGCAUAAAUUCAGCUGCUAUGAUAAUUUUGUGGCAAGCAAUAUGUUUGGAGCACCUGAACACAGCACUGACUUUGGAGCCUUCAGACAUCUUCAUGCUUUACUAGUUAAUGCAUUUAAACUUGCUCAAAACAUUCUGCUGUCUCAGAAAAGUAUGUCCGAAUUCAGCAAAGAUGCAGAGACAGUUGCUUGUCAGUCACCUACUGUUGCUACUACUAAUGGAUGUCCAACAAUAGAAAGGGAGAGAGUGUGCAAGUACUUAAACAGCUCUACCAUGAACUUUGUUGAGCCUUCUGUUAUUGGUGAAGUAUCGUUCACUUUAAUAGGGUUCAGUAAAGGCUGUGUUGUCUUGAAUCAAUUACUUCAUGAACUAAAGGAAGCAAAAAACGACAAGGACACAGAUGCCUUCAUAAAAAACAUAAAAGCAAUUUACUGGCUCGAUGGUGGUCACUCUGGAGGAAGCAAUACUUGGGUGACCUACCCUGAUGUACUGAAAGAUUUUUCAGAGACUGGGAUUUCAGUUAAUGCUCAUGUUACACCAUACCAGGUAUUUGAUACAAUGAGGGCAUGGAUUGGAAAAGAGCACAAGAGAUUUGUACAAAUUCUUGAGGAGCUUGGUGUGAAUGUAAAUAAUCAGCUUCAUUUUGCUGAUGAAGCACCUUCCUUAGACAAUCACUUCAGAGUUCAUGAAGUAUUCUGACACGGUGAAUAUAUCAAAAUACUGCAAAAAUACAUCUUAAACUUUGACUUGACAGUUUAUGUAUGUGCUUCUCCUAAGCCCUGAAAGGGCUUAAUACUAUGUGUGCUAAUGUUUACUUUUUAAGACUCUUACUAAAGCCAGUCUUGCUUUGCUUUUGUGGUUGAGGAGCCACAACAGAUCUCUGGCUUAAAGAUAAGUCCUUUUCUGAUUGAGACCAUAAGAUUCCUGAGGAAAAGCAACAGCAGAUCAUCUGAACUUCUUUUCUUAACAUCAGUUGGAAAGCUUGCCUAAUGUUUUCUUUACCUAUAUUGGAUCCUAAAAUGCUUGGGAAGAGUUACACAUAUUUAGGCAUUAAGUAUUUCUGAAUGAACAGCCCCUGUUAUUUAGAAGUCAUAUUUCUAGAUUUCAAGAGCCAUGCGAUUACAACUUUGGGUAACAUUGAUAACAUUGGUUUUAGCACUUUGGCAUAGCUGUAGCACAAGUAAUGCAGUAAGUUGGUUAUGUUGAUGCAGUCCAACUAAUUACAGUUUCCAUGGAAAAUAAGGUGCAUAACUACUAUACUGUGGCAUCGAAGAUGCUCUGCAAUUUCUAACCGUUGCAGAACAUCUACUAGUAAAUAGCCUUUUUUAGACUUAAAGAGUAUUAAACAUAUGUUUUUAUGUGACCAAGAAUGUAUGAUCUUACUCGUGAUUCCACAUUCCCUAUUACUGUAGAAGCUUGAUAUAACUUAAUACAUUUUUGAUCUUUUAUAUUGUAAAACUGUCAGGCACUUUGUAAAAAUUGUGGCAAAUAGUUUUUGCUAAAAGUCAAGUCACAUAUCUACAGGUUGCUAAUAUUGCAGGUUAUAGCAAAUCUUAGAAUAAUGUUAGUUGUACCAGUGUUUGGAACAGUUCAUAAUAGGGUGAUUACCAUCUGAUAAUAGAGGAACACCAAGAGAGUUUUUAUGUAAAACAGCAACCUCUGACAGAGCAAGACCACCGCAGUGUACACAGCCUUAAUGCCCAUCUGGUUAAGAAUUUGCUUAGAGUGAUCACUAAAGCUACUAGAGCAGCAUUCAGUAAUGGCUGAUUAAGGAGUAUCUUAUUAACUGUUAGGAACUUGUCUUUUGCUAAACACUUUAUUAUGUGAAAACAGAACUGCAAAACAAAAAACUAGAAUUGACCUAAAUUUCUUAAGGGUGCAAUCCCACUUGUAGGAGACUGGCAGAAGCAGAGCUGGAGGAAGAGUCUUUCAUGUCCAACCUCUGUUCAGGUGCCACUGCAAGGGGAGGAUGUUGGCUGCGCUAGCAGGGCAAAGCAGAAGGAAAUGAAAUACAUGUUUUGUUCCAUCACCCCAUUCCCAUUGUAAUAGCUGCUGGGAUGGAGGACCGCAGGACUGAGCUGAACGGGCUCAGGAUGUGAUAGAUAUACCCCUUCCAUCGGUUCCACCCCUGACAUGCCCCUGGAAUGCCCUUGUUUGGGCCUUGCACCAGUCUCAGUGGACCCCGGCUAUGCCCUGGCAGUGAUGGAGUUCCCUGGCUGCAUUAGAGGGGGAGACUUCUGCCAGCUGAGCCCAAGAGCACCAACAUCCUCCACAGUAUCCUGCAGCCCCUAACCAGGUGGAUUGUGCCUUAAGCAGCUGUAACACGUAUGUAAUUCUUUCUGUUCUUAGAAAACUUAUAUAAAGAACAUUGGCAAGAGACAUGGGAAGGGGAUGGUAAUCAACCUGGAACAACAGUCAAUAAUAAAACUCUCGUAGCUCCUGUUAAAACAAAAUAUUGUAAUUUUUUGCUUUGGCAGAAAUCUCUUCUGCUUGCACAAAUCGGGGCAUAUCCCACUCUAUUCUGGAAAUUCCCCCAACUCUCAGCAGCUUGUUGAGGGAUGGGUUAAGUGGAAAGUUGUUACCCUGACUGCAAAAGUGGAAGUGCUUUCUGCCAAGGAAAAGCCGUCACUGGAUGCAACCCAGCGUAGACUUCAUGACUUUUGAUCUUGAGUAAGCUAUAUAAGUGAUACACUCUACAGUAUUCAGUUACAAUGACACAGAUGGAAAAUGAGUUUGAUGCUUUUAUAAGAACCUGAAACAACUUCUCUUCAUCCAUGAUGGACAUUUCUCCUGAUCCGUUGGUUCCUUAUUGGCACUCGAGAGGUUGCACGCUGACCCCUCUUGUAUUCAGGAGCACAUGAAAAGAGGUGUACAUGUGAAUGUAAAUGGUGAAGCCAGCUUCUGUGGACACUCUAAGCCCGCCACCCCAAGUGUGCACAAACCUCUUGAUCAGGAUUUUUUUAUGUAGCCAGGAUUGAAUGUUAGCAGCACUUUUGCAGUUAAUACAUUCCAUUCAGAUGUUUCUGUAGCACUUUUGAAUUAAGAGAAGUAAGCAAAGUUUUUGCACUUCAGUGUGUGGAGUUCACUUUACAAAAUAAUGAAAAGCCAUCUCUGUUGUUCAGGUGGCUUAACUAUCUGUCUUGUGACCAGAAUAUCCAGAUUUUUGCAGUCACAGUUCCAGUAUAAAAUUGAAAAGGAAGUUGCCCAGAACAGUGGGUAAGUUGUAUUGUUUGGGAAAAUACCUUAUGUUCCUAAGAAUAACUGUUUCAGUGUAUCAGCAUGUGAAGUUGGUUUUCUGUGCCAAUAAAUAAUUUUUUCAAUGUGGCAUACAGAACCUGAUGUUGGCCUUGUGAAAGCUGCUUUUAUGAAUAAGCAUUUAGUUUUUCCUGCAAUAGGUGUUGACAUAUUUUGAAAGGGUUCUUCUAAAUGAUCCUCCACUACCAUCUCAGCAUAGGUAAGCUAGGUACUGUGCUUGGUUUCUUAAGACUGUGCCUCUGUUAUAAAAAAUGAGAGCCAUGCAGAUAAUGUAAUAUGGAAAAUAGCAUUAAAUAUAGAUAUAGUUGCACAGUAAACUGUGUUGAUAUUUGCCAAACUGGUUAAGAGUACUUUAUACAAUGGCCACUCAUGUGGCAUUCAGUAUUUGAUUUCUACAUAGUGCUAAGCCUCUUGUUCAAUCAGCACAAGGAUUUUUCCUUGCACAAUGGAAUGUUCUUCCCCUGUGCCCCCCUAAAUCUGUUUUGGGUUUCUCCACAGCCCUCUGGAGCAGAUUUGGGGCAGUAUGGGAGGAGGAGAAGGGGGAAAGUCACAUUGUGCAAAUGGAACUCAUUCUCACAAAAUAUUUAGUUGAGUUACGAAUUCCACCCUAAGUUUCAAACAUUUAAUAUAAACUUCUUGAAAUCUCAAUUCACCAUUCUAACGAAAUCUGAAAAUAGUUGUAGCAGUGAAAAAACUAUGUUACCAGUUAUUCCAGUUAGCUGUUCUGAUUGUUUAUUAGAUGUCUAUUUUACAAUGCAACACUUAAGAAAUUAUUAUUAUUAUUAUUAAAUUUAUUUCUACCCCACCUUUUGGCCAAAGGCCCUCAAGGCGGCUUACAAAAAAUAGGCACAAGCAUAAAAUACAUCAAUGAAGGCAAUACAAUUUACAAAAAUUAAAUAUUAUUUUAAAAAAGCAAUUACAUUAUUAAAAAACAGCAAUUUGAUGACAUAAUUUGUACAUUGCCUACUAAGUACUUUAAUAAAGCUGCCUGUUUUAAAAUGUU
Messenger RNA from Rhineura floridana, 4940 nucleotides. RefSeq names its product chromosome 2 C2orf69 homolog (gene C2H2orf69). The record is from RefSeq and is a predicted model, not a curated record. Lineage: Eukaryota; Metazoa; Chordata; Lepidosauria; Squamata; Rhineuridae. Bases 191 to 1381 code for a protein of 396 amino acids. The transcript has 2 exons. Gene Ontology annotation, cellular component: mitochondrion.